This is a messenger RNA of Dicentrarchus labrax (European seabass), 5103 nucleotides long. RefSeq names its product sortilin 1b (gene sort1b). The transcript has 20 exons. Gene Ontology annotation, molecular function: protein binding. Gene Ontology annotation, cellular component: membrane; Golgi apparatus. NCBI's taxonomy places the organism in Eukaryota, Metazoa, Chordata, Actinopteri, Moronidae. Gene Ontology annotation, biological process: Golgi to endosome transport; vesicle organization; endocytosis. The record is from RefSeq and is a predicted model, not a curated record. The coding region runs from base 346 to 2817 and encodes 823 amino acids.
GCCGGAUCGUUACAGUGUAUUAUGUUGGCUACGGAGUUGCAGCGCGGAUAAUUGCUGUCAAAUACUCCGUAUAAUUUAAAUAAUUGCGUUUUUUUCCUGAUUUGAUAUUUUUUCCCGCAGCUGCGCGGGGGGACAUAGCCGGAGCUUUGAGGGCGCUGCGCGUUUUUAAAGCCCGAAAUAGUCGCUGUCAGGGCUACUGUUUUGUUGAUGUCAUCCGCGGCAGAGCUGUAGCGACCUUCAAUUUCUAAAGGCAAGACCGGGAUAAACAAAGACUCGUUUUUUGGGGUGUUCUUUUCCUCCCCUUUCUUUGUGUUGUUGUUUUUUUUAUAACACUCAGCACCAAGGAUGGGACUUUUGCUGCCCUGUAUCCUGCUGUUAUCUGCCUCCACUUUCACAGCCGGUGUGGAUUUCCAGCGGGGACCCAAACCCUUCGGGCAGUCGGUUUUCGUGAGGCGUUCAUACAUUGAGGAGAGAGCUGCGAACAUCGUCAAGAGGUCUCUGCCUGCAUGGCUGUCCGCAUCGCCAAAGCACAGUAUAAAACGAAGGAGCGCCGAGCAGGGCGACUCCUGCGAAGCUCUUCAAGGAUAUGACACCAAGUUAGCAGAGAACACCCACAGUUAUACCUUCAAUGACCUGAGUGGGUCAGUGUCGCUGGCCUGGGUUGGAGAUGGCACAGGGGUCAUCCUGGCUUUGACCACUUUUCAGGUUCCCUUCUUCAUGAUAAGACUUGGGCAGUCCAAACUAUAUCGCAGUGAGAACUACGGGAAGUCAUUCCAGGAUGUGACCAACCUCAUCAACAACACCUUCAUCAGAUCAGAGUUUGGAAUCGCUAUCGGUCCCGAGAACUCUGGGAAAGUUAUCCUGACAGGAGAAGUGUCUGGAGGUCACGGGUCUCGGAUCUUUGUCUCCGAUGACUUUGGAAAGAGUUUUAGCCACCAGGACCUGCCCUUCAUCCCCCUGAUGCAGAUCACAUACAACCCUGACAAUUCCAAUGUGCUGAUGGUCCUCAGCAACAGUAAUGAACUGUGGCUGUCUGAAGAUUUUGGCAGCAACUGGAAAAAGCUCCACGACAUGGUGUGUCUGGUGAAAUGGGGAAGGAAAAAUACCAUCUUCUUAACAGCCAGCCUCAACGGAUCCUGCAAUGAUCGGGGAAUGUUGGAACUGCGGAGGAUAACGGACUACGGUAAAACCACCAAGACUGUCGCCAGUAAGGUCUACUCCUUCGGCCUGGGUGGGCGCUUCCUCUUUGCCUCUGUUAUGACAGGCAAGGGCACAAUGAGGAUGAUCCACGUGUCAGUGGACCAGGGCGAGACGUGGAACAUGGCCCAGCUGCCCCCUGUUGGUCACGAGCAGUUCUACUCCAUCCUGGCAGCGAACGAUGAAAUGGUCUUCAUGCAUGUCGAUGAGCCCGGAGAUACAGGGUUUGGUACCAUUUAUGUAUCAGAUGACCGGGGCACUGUCUACUCCAAGUCAUUGGAGCGCCACCUUUACACCACCACGGGGGGCGAUACAGACUUCACUAACGUCACCUCCCUGCGAGGAGUUUUCAUCACCAGUGUCCUGGCAGAAGAUAACUCUGUGCAGUCUGUGGUGUCCUUUGAUCAGGGAGGGGAAUGGGUUCCUCUGAGGAAACCUGCCGACAGCAAGUGUGAUGCUACAGCCAAAGACCCAGACAAGUGCAGUCUCCACAUCCACGCAGCCUACAGUAUUGCUAUGAGGCUGAAUGUCCCCAUGCUGCCUCUGACUGAACCAAACGCAGUGGGUCUCAUCUUAGCUCAUGGGAGUGUUGGCGAUGCCAUCUCAGUGAUGAAGCCUGAUGUGUAUGUGUCUGAUGAUGGGGGGUACACCUGGAUAAAGGCCCUCGAAGGGCCCCAUCACUACGCUAUUCUGGACUCUGGAGGGCUACUGGUUGCUGUGGAGCACAGCGUCAAUCAACCUAUCAACAAGAUCAAGUUUUCUACUGAUGAAGGACAGUGCUGGGGUGUGUACACUUUUACCAAAGACCCUAUUUACUUUACUGGUCUGGCAUCUGAGCCUGGAGCUCGUUCCAUGAAUGUCAGUAUCUGGGGCUACAGAGACUCCCUCCUCAGCCAGUACUGGAUCUCAAUCACCAUCGACUUCAGGGAUCUUCUCACCAGAGACUGUGACGACAAUGACUAUGUGCAGUGGUUGGCCCACUCUGAUGACAUCAGUGACCCCAAUGAUGGGUGCAUGCUGGGCUACAAAGAGAAGUUCCUGCGUCUCAGGAAGGACUCUGUUUGCUGGAACGGACGGGAUUACGAGGUCAACACUCAGCCAACCCCGUGUCCGUGCACCCUGGACGACUUCCUCUGUGACUUUGGAUACUACCGUCAGGAGAACAGCUCGGAGUGUGUGGAGCAGCCGGACCUGAAAGGCAAAGUGCUGGAGUUCUGUCUGCACGGCGAAGAGGAGAAACUACAGACUAGUGGCUAUAGGAAAAUCCCUGGAGAUAAAUGUGAGGGAGGAGAGAUGCCUGAGCGUAAAGAGAUCGACCUCCGUAAGAGAUGUGUGAGCGACCUGGUGGGCCCAGAACUUCUGAUAGACAGUCCCUCCUCCAAGUCUGUACCCAUUGUGAUAACAGUCAUCAUCAUCAUGCUGCUUAGCAUCGCAGCAGGCGUUGUCUUCGUCAAGAAAUAUGUCUGUGGUGGCAGGUUCUUGGUUCACAGGUACUCGGUGCUGCAGCAGCACGUUGAGGACAAUGCUGUUGACGGGGUGGACGACCCGCUGGAGACCAACCACACUCACAAUGGCAAGAUCGAGUUUCAUGACGACUCAGAUGAGGACCUGCUUGAAUAGCAGGCACAACCUGUUAUGCAACCGAGCAACGGGUUUCCAGUCCUCGCCGUGGCCGGCCGCUGUUCCUGUCACUCUUCUGUCUCCAGCUACUUCUUCCUUUCACCUUCUAGUAUGAACUUUGGCCUCAGCUACCAGACAAAGAGUCUGUCUUAAUCUGCUGUCAUCUAUGAAGAGUAAUGAAUGUACGGAGGCUUCCUGGGACUAACAUCACAGUUGAGGAGAACUAUGAAGAAGGUCUUGUAAUGUUGUGCUUCAGUUAUUGAUUCUAUUGAUUGAGUUUGAAUCUCCAAGUUAUUUAUUUUAGAGAAUGAAGAACUGGUGCAGCAACUUGAACUGCUGACAGAGCCAGAGUAAUGGGUUUUUGAAGCAAAGCUAGUUGUAUAAAUCCACCACCAUUGCAUUACGGGUCCUGCUCCUGGAAAUACUUCCCACUUCUAUAGAUCCGUGUCCUUUUUUCACACGCAUUGUACAUAAACCUGCUUUUCUUUGCCAUUUUUUGAUGUGGUAUCAAAUGGGUAGGUGUUGAAAAGGUUGCUGUUGGUAGCUGGUUAAAUACUCUCCCAAACCACUUGAGUCUUACUCCCUACUUUUAAAAAAGUAUUUGUUGGUCAAAAAGUGUACCCCGGAUGGCCAAGAGUAUGUAAAUUUUAGGUUUUUAGCCUCCUCCUCUGGGUACCGAUUUGUGAAAUCCCCUGUUGUAGUCUGUAUUUGGAAUACAAGCCUGCAUACUUUUGGUACUCCAUGGCACUGAGAUCCAUGGUUGAAGUAAUAAGACGCAAGUGGAAAUUUACCACUUGCAUUUGGUUCAUAGCAAUAACAUGUUUAGAUUCAGUAUCUUGUCCGUGCACGUUAACUAAUCCUAUUGGCACGAUAUCUCGGAUGUGUCCAGUUGUUCCGUAUGAUGAAUGGACAUUUCAUUGCGUGAAACACACAACAUGUAUAAGAUGGUAAAGUGUCUGUUUCAAGACAGGAUUUGUUCAAAAGCACAAGGUCCUUUGAAUGCCUAGAGUUUGUAGUUUAACAUUUUUCCUAAACGUGACCUAAUGAUUAACGUGAUAAGACUGUCAUAAUCACUGUAGUCACAUUCAAGUCGUGUUUAUAAUCAUUUGAGCGUUUUUUGUACGAACAGACUUUUGAACUCAUGUAACAAAUGACAAAUUGUUGUUCGAAUAUGUUCAGAGAUGACAGAAAUUAUUAUAGUUUGAUAGUAAAUAUCUACAGAUAUUUUUUACAUCCAAUUCAGAUGAAUACAUCAAUAUAAUCUGAUAACAGAAGCACAGGAGCAAUGCGAAAAAACAAUUCACUUAUGUAAAUGUUGUAUAGCAUAAUUAACACUGUAGCCUGUUAGUUAACAGACAUGGUUGUGUAAGACUGUUUUUUUUUAUUGGUAUUUACAUCUGAGGUGGAGCAAAUAACAGGGUUAUUAAACGUUUCUCAUCUGUGUCUUAUACAGUUAACUGCUGUUUUCUUUGUAAUCAUCCUGAUACUACUGUCGUUUUGGAACUAGACUGGAUUGACCAAUGCCUCUCAACAGAUCUGUCUCGUCUCUCUUACAUGUUUUUUUUUUUCUUUUUAAAUGUCUGUUGCACAAAUAUUUGUCUGUCCCGUGUUAAAUAUGUUGCUUUCGUACAGGCUUUAUUUAUUUGUGACUAGCAGAUUCUGAGUGCAGUAAAUUGGAUGUGGUUAUACAAGUGCCUGGUGUGAGGAUUUGAUGUGAGGCCCUCCCAAUGUGUGGCCAGCGUCUAUUUACUGAUAAUUAUUUAUAUCAACUUGUGUGCAGCCAGUUUCAUCCAGUUUGUCAGUGACACCCCUAAGUUGCAAUUGCCUAAGAUGAAUCCUUGAGCAGUGAAGGAAUUGUCUGUUUCAUACAAACUCCUAUUGAACUGCAUGUGUUCAAUAGUAUGUAAAUCCACACAGCUUUGUAAAGAAAAUAUCCUACAAUAACCUGGUUAUUCACUUUUGUUUCGUGGCAUGAGACUAAAUUCUGGCUGUGAAACUUUGACAAGAGAGUCAACUCAAAUAAAAAAUACAGAUUGAAUACAGGGUUAUUAUGUAGCUGCUGUACACUGGGAGACACUCGGCGAGUUCUUAUUUAAUGAUGAUUUAUUGCAUUAGGUGAAGGUAACACAUUUUUCUUAAAGUUUAAAACUGCUGUAUAAAUUAAUAAGUCAAUGUGAUGGUUCUGUAAAUAUACAAGGUUACAUCUUUGUAUCUGCUAUGUUUCUCUCUUCUGUAUAUUUGAGGCAAUUUUCUUUGGGUUUGCCAAUAAAUUCAUAUGUUCCUCUA